GAUGAGGGAGGAAUUUCGAAUACUCCUUUUUGGACUUGUGUAUGCUAUCUUUGCUGAAGCAAAAAUUAGAAAUGGACAAAAAUCACGUUUAAGAAAUCAAGGUUCAUGUCAGUUGGAGGUUACUUGUGAUGGGGGCGUGUCUCUUCCACUUCGACUUCCACUGAGAGGCCCCCGUGGCCCCCCUGGUUCCCCAGGAGUAAAAGGGGACAGGGGCGAGAAAGGAGAAAGGGGUGAACCAGGGGUGCCCGGUGAGUCAGGUAAUGUCAUGUUGGAAACGAGAGAACGUUUGGAGAGGGUGGCAUUUUAUACCGGUCUUAAUGAUAAUAUAAAUGGGCUACAAGCAGACGAAGAUGCCAAGUUUGAAAAUGUCAUUACAAACAUUGGUGGUUGCUAUAACUCAGAAACUGGUCGAUUCCGGGCACCAGUUGACGGAGCGUACCAGUUUAAUAUCGCAGUAGCAGCGCAGGGAAAACACAAGGCAGCUGUGGAUCUGAUGACGUCACAUCCUCUAUUAUUACAACUAAACAGAACACAGCCAGUGCCACAAGUGUUGAAACUAGGGAAAGACUCGAUAGAACCUCCCCACGAACAAAUGGUUAUGAGAGUUUGGGCGGAGAGUCUACCACUGUGGUCAACAGCAACCAACACCGCCAUCUUGAGACUGCGCCGAGGACAACAAGUCUGGCUGCGCAUACUCCAAAGAGCAUCCUUUCUCCAUGGUUAUAUGUAUUCGUCUUUCUCCGGAACUAUAUUAUUUUCAACUGAGUUGUAAAUCAAACACUGCAUAUUUAUCAUGAAAUUUGAUUCAAGAGAUUUUUAAAUGUAUGAAAUUUCUUACAAGUUGACUAGU
Molecule: messenger RNA, 850 nt
Organism: Saccostrea echinata
Lineage: Eukaryota; Metazoa; Mollusca; Bivalvia; Ostreida; Ostreidae
Product: C1q-related factor-like
Exons: 3
Coding region: 2-772 (256 amino acids)
Cellular component (GO): extracellular matrix
Molecular function (GO): protein binding
Source: RefSeq, a predicted model, not a curated record